Molecule: messenger RNA, 2702 nt
Organism: Uranotaenia lowii
Lineage: Eukaryota; Metazoa; Arthropoda; Insecta; Diptera; Culicidae
Gene: Fic
Product: protein adenylyltransferase Fic
Exons: 4
Coding region: 198-1739 (513 amino acids)
Molecular function (GO): protein binding
Source: RefSeq, a predicted model, not a curated record
UGGAAAAUAAACAUCAACAAUCGGAUAGUACCACGUCAAGAACCGAAAAGUGAAUGUUUUUUUGAUGGUUUAAGAAACGUUUUAUCAGUAAAUUUGCUGGAAGUUGCAAUCAGCGCGUCCGUUAUCAUCAGUUUCAACGUUAUUUGGCGAUGUACCCCGAGUAAGAAGCUCUCGAAACGGGAUUAAACUUCGCAAAAAUGUGUUGCGUGUGUGAUGAAACAUCGCAGAAAAAAGACCUAAACAAUGGAAUGCGGAAACGGAUUCGAACCGGAGCUUCGGGAAACGGCACAGCUCAACAGCAGCAGAGGAGAUCCAGUCGCAAAUGGGGAAAACGAUUGGGAGGAUGUCAAUGUUUUGUGGUUUUCCUGAGCGGAUCAUUGCUGUCCGGGUUGAUGUUUGCGCUGCUGAACUAUAUUCCCAACUAUCGAUCCCUCCCGGUGGCUGGAAGUGGAGGACGGGUGGCGCCUCAUCAUUUACCGGAUUCUGGGUUCCUGCAAAUUGCCGACGAAGCCCGGGUCAUGGAACCUUACAUGGCGGCCGUUAAACUUCCGGGAGUAUUGGACGCUUCGAGACACACCAAAGCUGAUACCCUGCAUGACAGCAACGAACAGGAAGCGCUUAGCUCCUUGAAAGUAGCUCUGGAGAUGAAACAGAUGGGAAAAGAUGACAAGGCUCUGCGACUAUUUCAGCACGCCCUAGCUCUGUCCCCAAAACAUCCGGAAAUUCUGGUAAAAUAUGGUGAAUUCCUGGAGCACAAUCAACAGGAUGUGGUUACGGCUGAUCACUACUACUACCAGGCACUAACAGUGAGUCCCGGAAAUUCGGAAGCGCUGGCCAAUCGUCAAAGAACGGCGCAGAUUGUGGAGCUGUUGGAUCAGAAACGUUUCGAAAGGUUGGACACCAAGAGAGAUGCACUAUCUUCGGUUCAUGCUUCGAAUGCUGCACUUAAACGGGCGGAGAAGGAAGCUUACAUACAGCACAUUUAUCAUUCGGUGGGCAUUGAGGGAAAUACGAUGAGUCUCGCGCAGACUCGAUCGAUUCUGGAAACUAAAAUGGCAGUCGAUGGGAAGAGCAUUGAUGAGCAUAACGAAAUUUUGGGAUUGGAUGCUGCCAUGAAAUAUAUAAAUGCAUCUUUGGUUAAUAAAAACGACUUCAUAACCCUUAAGGACAUCCUGGAGAUCCAUCGACGAGUUCUGGGUCACGUUGACCCUAUCGAGGGUGGUGAGUUCCGACGUACCCAGGUCUACGUAGGUGGUCACAUUCCACCAGGGCCAGGUGAUUUGUCAAUUUUAAUGAGUCGAUUCGAGCAUUGGUUGAACUCGGAGCAAGCUUUUCUGUUACAUCCGGUUAGAUACGCAGCCAUCGCGCAUUACAAACUGGUCCACAUUCAUCCAUUUAGUGAUGGCAAUGGUAGAACUUCGCGGUUGCUCAUGAAUACUUUGCUCAUGCGAGCCGGUUAUCCACCGGUGAUCAUUCAAAAGCAACACCGGCACAAAUACUACGACUAUCUGCAGAUUGCCAAUGAAGGAGACAUCCGACCGUUCGUUCGGUUCAUAGCAGACUGUACGGAACGAACGUUGGAUUUGUACCUGUGGGCAACGAGUGAACUGUCCAAUCCGAUUCCGCUGCUAGCACAGGAAAACAUCGGAGGCGAAACACCUCUAAUUCAGCAGUUUGAAAAAGCAAAUCGGCUGGACGAUCGUGAAACUGGUGAAACCAUUCGAAUAGGAGCCAUUUGAUAUCUACUGGCAUCGGUACUUUUGAUAGCAAUAGUCAUUUUGAUGUUGAUAAAAAGUACACAGCCAGUCGUGAUGCUGGUUACAGUCUAAUUGUUUACCAAAAAAAUGUUCCUCACUCGAAGCCAAAAUCUUGUAGAUAUUUUUUUAUAAAAAAAGAUCCACUCGGAUGAACGCGCGUUGUCGUCAGUAAAACGCUUUUUAUGCUUGUAGAUAUUAUUAUCAUUUUAUGUAAACACACAUUUACAACCCUUUGUAUUAGAUAGAGUCACGAAGUGUACAUAGGAAAAGUUACCUGUAGUUAACUCAAACUGACUUCGAAGUUUUAACAAAUUAGCUUCAAUAAACAACAUUAAAAUGCUAGUAUUGAAAUAGUUACAAAUAUCCAAUAAACUAUAAUGUUUAACAGUUGUUCCAAUCAUACCAGACGCACACCACAGAUUUCCAAUAAAAAGUAGCAUUUACCGUUGUUAAAGCGAGUUUUGUUUAACGUGUGGAGUGGAAUGAAAUUUAAGAAAAAUCAAACGCACACAAUUUCGUUAAUGACGAUCCAAUGAGUAUAGUAUACGUAGUAUUGGUUUGAUUUAACGAAGCGAAUGAUCUAGUAAAGCUAAAAUUAUAAAACGUUAUUUAUUGCAAUGUUUUGCCUUAACAUUUGAUAUUGUAAACAGUGUAUAAAACUACCAGCAUCUGUGAUUUGUAAUAUGAACAAUGUGUAAAAAGUUUUUGUUACGAUGGUUUUUAAAUUAAUAAAACUACAAUCAAGCGUGUCUGCACACAAAACAUUAGAUUCAUUCUAAACGAGAAAGCUAUUUAGUUAAAGGUUGAUUCUCCAACAAAGAUCCUAAAAACGAAGGAAAGCUACAAAACUGACUUCUUUCACGAGAAUCAGCCUGUUUUAAGGACAAAAGAAGAAAAAACAUCAAAACGGUUCAGAUUUCUUUUUUCUUUUUUUUUAAUUUAUUU